Molecule: messenger RNA, 4263 nt
Organism: Gryllus bimaculatus (two-spotted cricket)
Lineage: Eukaryota; Metazoa; Arthropoda; Insecta; Orthoptera; Gryllidae
Source: the annotation of a GenBank genome assembly
GGAAUCCAAGGCUCGAAGAGGGGGUCUCAAACCGGAACACGUUCUACCAACCAUAUCAAACUAUGAUCCAACUGUGAUAAUGCCAGAAUUUUCUGUUCUGCUGAUGCAAAGAGUAUCCUGAGAGUAUCUCAGCUCGUGUGAGCGACGAGUGGCUUCUGCGGGCAUCUGCGAGGUCGAGCUGGGUGGCAAGCGGUGGCAAGGCAAGGGGAACCGCAACUGAUGGCGGAGUAGCACGUGUUGAAUGACAUGCUGAAGUGUUUUAUCAUCACAGACAAAUUUGUGGGAGUGAACGUAAGACGUCAUUUAAUUGCAGGAUUUCAACUUAAGGCAGUAGCGUAAAUAUAUCAGCAUGCCAAAGUCAAAAAGGGAUAAGAAGAUUUCUUUGACAAAGACCAAGAAGAAAGAUCUACAAUUCAAACAGCAGUUAAUGGAUGAAAUUCGACGUUGUGUGGAGAACUUUUCAAAUAUAUUUGUAUUUUCUGUCAAAAAUAUGCGCAAUGCCAAAUUGAAGGAAUUGCGCAGUGAGUGGAGGCACAGUAGGUUCUUCUUCGGAAAGAAUAAAGUUAUGGCUCUAGGAUUGGGAUUGACAGCAGAGACAGAAGUGCAAGAUAACUUGCACAAGUUAGCCAAGCAAUUGACUGGGCAAUGUGGACUACUUUUCACAAAUAAAGAGAGAGAUGAAGUUCUCGAAUGGUUUGAUAACUAUAGUGAAACUGACUAUGCUCGCACUGGAUGUGUGGCUACAAAGACUGUAGUGCUGCCUGCAGGGCCCUUAGAACAAUUUCCACACUCAAUGGAACCUCAGCUUCGUCAAUUAGGCCUUCCAACUAGCCUUACUCGAGGUGUUGUUACUCUUAUUGAAGAUACAGUUGUGUGCCAGGAAGGAAAGCCUUUGAAGUCUGAACAGGCUCGAAUGCUUAAGUUACUGGGAAAUCAAAUGGCUGCAUUUCGGCUAAUCAUGAAAUGUAUAUGGUCUAAAGGAGGCACUUUUGAAAAGUUUUCUCGCAAGCGAGGUUUGCAGGAUGUAGUAAUGGAACAGGUGGAACAAAAUAAUGGAAGUAAUGAGGAAGAGGAGAAAGUUGAUGAAGAUGAAGAUGAAAAUGGAAAUGACACUGAUAAUGUGGACGAGGACGAUAACUGAUGUGGUUUGAAUGUUUAGCUAAUAUUUGCCCUGUGGUGUAUAUAUAUAAAUGUGUGUGUAAUCUGACUGUGUUUUAAAAUAAAUACAUGUAUUAUUUACCUCUUAUUUGUUGGGGUAUAUUGAUCUUUGUAUUAAAUUUUUAAGGAGUAUUCUAUAGCAAUAGAGAUGAGAGAAUGAAAUUUAACUUAUCCCAGCUGUUGCUGUUGAUUCUGAUGAGCAUUGAUGCUGAGCAUUACCAGCACAAAUUCAUAUUAAUAUGGUUUUGAAAAUUUCAUCAAAGUAGAUAAUUAUUUUAAAGUUCAGGGAUCAUUUUAAUUGAGAUGUUUAAUUCCUGACCAGUGGAGUGACAUUCCAAAGGUAGCAGCCAACCAAUUUGGUAUUAUCAGUAUUGUGAAGCUACAUAUUAAUUUAGCAACUGGCAUUCUUCACUCGACUGGUUAGUGUCCAUGAGUAAUUGCAGAUAAUUCUCUCUCCAAGACGAGUAAUUGACAUGCAUUAAACACUGCCAUUUAUCAGGACACUGCCUGUGUGUAUUUGAUGUGUCAAUAUAGGCAGUAAAAUUGUGAAUGUAAUGAUGUGCAUUUAAGUUGGUCUAACACAUCACCAGGUGUAAUAGCGUUAGUACAAAUGUAAAAGACCCCUGUUAAAUUUUCAUGAAGUAAAUUACAAAUUCACUGUUGGUGGAAUUUUUAUUUAUGUGGAUCACCUCCAUCCCUGAUAAGUGAUUGCUGAAUUCUAAUUUAUUGGAUCUUGAAACUUUUUAUAGAUUUCACAUUAAGUUGCAAUUAAUGCUUAGUUUCUCAAAUUAUCCUCAAUGUUCUUUACUCAAUGCUGAACAGGGAUAAUGGAAUUUUUAGCAAACGAAUCAAAAAUUUCUUGAAUUGAGAAACGUUAGAUUUGUAUUAAAUUUGAGCAAGUGGAGAAGUUAAUUCUGUUUUCUAGUCUCUAAGAUCUCAUUGUAAUCCUUUUUAAGUUAUAUUGGUCUAUUUGUAAUGUUUGAUAAAUUCUAGUAUAGGCAGUGAAAUUUGUUUUUAAUCGUGUAAUUUCAUUAGCUUUAUUUUAGUGCUAUCGGUAAUUACUGUGAGAAGUUCAUAUCAAGAAAGUUAUGUAAGUUUUCCCUGCUAUCAAGAUGCUGGUUCAUUCAGGUGGAUAAAAUAGUGAACUUGUUUUAAGAAUGCAUAAAAAGAAAGGUUUAUGAAGAUGUUUUGGAUUCUUAGCAUUUGUCCUUUGCACAUUACCUGACCAAUUUAUUGUGCAAUAUACAUUUUUCAUGUUAAUAUUGAAGCAGAUCCAUAGUUCAUGAAGGCUAUGUAUUUUCAAUUGUAAAAUGUACAGAAAAAUCAAAUAAAUUGUACAUUUGUCAAAAAAUUGUGUAGGACAGCACUUUUUUGUAAUUGAUUUGAACGUGUGAGGAAUUACAGGGAAUUGAGAUGUAAUGUAGAGCAACAAAGUUGAGACAAUAAGAUUGCAAUAUUUAGGCUCAAUAUAAAAAUAUAUAUUUGCUUUGUUUGAUUGCAAAACAUAACAUUCAUAUAACCCUCUGAAUUUCCACAGACAAUUCACUUAAAUAUCUUACAAGUUAAUGUAAACACCCUGAGCAAUAUACUGCACAUUUGCGGUUUUGUUAAACAAAAUCUUCCACCAUACAUUUGAUUUGUAUGUUAAUGUAUUUUACAUCUUUGGUUACAAUUUUGGUAUGUAUUAGAGCAUUGCUCAUCUAAUAACGAUGCAUGUUCAACUCAUACAUGCUUUAUAUGUACUUUAAAUUAACAUUUCUACAAGUUCUAUUUCACUGAACUGAAAAAUUAACUUAAUGAAAAUUAAAUUUAACCACAUAGCAAUAGACCAGUAAACAUAAAUAAUUGAAGACCUUUUCGGUCUAAAAGAAAAAGUAAAGAACCUAUGAGAAUAUUUUGGGAGAAAAUGGGCAAACCCAUUAUAUCUUCAGAAGACAUUUUUUAAGGCAGGAGUUAUCUGGACGGAUUUCUUCAUAGGCAGCUUUAAGAAGUGAUUGCUGCUUAUUACCAAAGGCACUGGGUAUGAAAGACUAGCCUGGCUCAUCUCCACAAACCUUGACAGAAUAUUAACAUGGUCCUUCUCACUUCCAUCUCAGCAUUGCCAUUUGUUUUUCUUUUUUUGGUGUAUCUCAUUUGUGUGCAUUAAACUAUUCCAACCUCUAAGAGGUUUCCUUCUCUGAUAUUACAGGCCCAUUUCGUUGCAUUCUUGUGCAUAGUAUGUUACCAUUCCAAAUGUCCUUUCACUUGGCGUUGACCAAUGGUUGGCUUGCUCGUAACCUCAGCCGACUGGGGGAACAGUUGGCUUCAUCGGUCUCAUCCCCACAAUCAUCUGCUCCAUCACAAACUGCAGCUUUCUUCACACAGCGUCCAUUCCUGCACAGUGACACAAAAUGUCACUAGUGCACGACUGAUAACCCAUCACCAACAAAAUUUUAAGAUACAAAACUUGUAGUAGAAUAAAUGUGUAAAGAAAUGUAACAAAACAUGGGAAGGUAGUGGGAUAAAGAAGUAAGAAUUCUCUGAAAUUUUGAAUUACAAAAUUCUGUAAAUUAUACUUCAUUGCUGAACUGCGAAGGUAUUAAUUUUAAUUUGAAUAGAUAUAUUAAAUAAGUAGGAGAUGUAUUCACAAAGUCGGCAAAUAAAUUUAUUUCAAUAUUGUUGUAGCAAAACCACACUUUUAUAAAUGCAAAGGAAAUCAAAAUUCUUGCAAGGAAGUUGCAUAGUGUUGAAAAAAUUUCUUUCGCUCCAAAUCUAAUGAUAAUAUGAAAACUGUAGGAAGAGGAAGAAAGCAUGAAGCAAAACGGGAAGAAAAACAAAUUCUUUUGAAAAGCAGUUUUGAUGACUUCAAAUGGGAGAGAGUUUUGUGUAUUGCCUGUGUUAUGAAGCAGGUAUGAUACUCCGCGAGUUCUCACUUUUUCCUGUUCAAUGGUUCAUAACAUUUGACGUACCCUUUUUUCUUCCAAUUGACUCUAAUCUUAUUAUUUUAAUAAAUGAUCACUUGUGCUAAAUUCACCUUGUUGUGUAUAAUUUAAGUAAAACUUAAAAAUGCUUUGCAUCUUAAUGUUCAUCACUAUAUCUAAGAAAAUCUAUUUCAGCAGAGUGCCU